AUGAAGCUUAUCACCUUCGUUUUGGCCACCCUUGCCGCAACAACUGUGCAGGCUGGGACCUUGCAGAAAUGGUGCCACCUUCCCGGCCAACCCUGCGCUAUGCUCAAGCGAGCUGCCGAUGCCACCGGAGAAGUUAGACGUUCAGCCGAUGCCCUCGCCGAGGCUAUGGCAGAUGCCUCUCCGGAAGCCAUCAGGGUCAAGCGAGCGGCCGAUGCCGUCAACGAAUUCAAACGCUCCGCGGACGCUCUGGCGGAGGCCAUGGCGGCCAUUGAUGAGGACUAG
Aspergillus melleus is the source of this 282-nucleotide messenger RNA. Its product is annotated as mating alpha-pheromone PpgA. The transcript has a single exon. The record is from RefSeq and is a predicted model, not a curated record. The coding region runs from base 1 to 282 and encodes 93 amino acids. NCBI's taxonomy places the organism in Eukaryota, Fungi, Ascomycota, Eurotiomycetes, Eurotiales, Aspergillaceae.